AUGGAGAGCGGCUCUGAAGACGAAGACAACGUGCUGUCCCUGCGUGAGGAGCUGCGCGCCAAGACGCAGGCGCUCAAACAGGUGCAGGACGAGUUUGACGAGUACACCCAGUCCAGUCACGAGCUGGAGCAGGAGCUGGAGCAGGAGCUCUCUCGCGUGGAAAAGCGCAACGUCUUUCUGCUGAACAAGAGCCAGUACUUUGAGCGUGACCUGCAGCUCACGCGCUCCAAGUUGGACGAGGCGCUGGACCAAGCGCGCAAGCUCGAGGAUGAGCUGCAGACCACGCGUGCUGAGCUCAAGAGGGCUUUAGAGACACGGUGUAAACUCGAGCAGCAUCAAGAUGACCUGGAGACGCAGGUACGUGUUUUGCAAGCCACGGAGAGUGAUCUGAGGCACAAGAUGGAGCGAGAGAUCGAGGAGAAGGUGUUUCUGCUUAGUGAUCAAGAUGAGCUGCAGCACGAGCACGAAAUGGCUGCAGAGCGGUUUCGUACGGAGAUCAUGGACCUUAAGUCGGAGUUGUAUGCUCUUCAGCAAAAGUGCGAGGACGUCACGAUGGCGUCCGAGAUUCGUGGAUCGGUCUCAGGAAAUGAUAGCGUGGCUACUACUCACAGCCAGUCAGAAGACGGUGAUGAAGGCUAUAACUCGGGCUUUAGUGAAAACUUUCAGUGCCGUACAACGGUGCAAGAGCGUGACGAGAUGAGUCGUGAAGUACUCAUCGAGUCGCUUCGAGAGGAGAUUGAGGCCCUUUCUUCCGGUUUGCAGGAUGAGACAGAAGCUCGCGCUGCGGCAGAAGCUGAGGUGCAGCAACUCCGCGAAAGCCUUGCGCACAUGGAGGCUAUGGAGGCAGAAAUGACGGACAUGACUGACGAACUGAUUGGAAAAUCUCAAGAAGUACGGGCUCGCGACGAGCAAAUUGAGGGGAUGCGUGAGUCUCUGCUGAAGCUUCAGUCUGAGAUGGUAAUGAUCAACGACGGCGGCAUUGAGUUUACGAACGAGCGUGAGAACUUGCAGAAUGAAUUGAAGAACAAGGACAAAGACAUAAGCAGCCUAAGUGACGAGCUAGAAACCAUCAAGUCACAAUAUGAUGAUCUUGCCGAGAACGAGCGCCAACUCCAGAUUCGUCUCGUACACGAGAGCGAAGCUGUGGACGAGUUGAAGGAGCAGAUUGAGACUUUGACGAAGAGGCUAGAGGAAAACAAUCAAGAGCGCAGCGAGCUCGAGAGCAAACUACAGUGCGGAAAGGGUGAGAUGUCGCAGAAUCGGAGAGAGGUGGAAGACCUGAAUAGCACAAACGUAGACCUUCGAAAACAGCUUGAUGAAUCGAACGAGAGGAUAUCCGAGCUCCAACGAGCCUCUGCCUUAUUGACUGCUUCAACUGUGUCGCCGGCUGCCGACAUGGCUGAAUCUAAACGAUUGAGGAUGGAAAUACAGACAAUGCGGACGUCGAUGAACUCUUUGUCAGCAGAAAAUGCGCGACUGAGAAGUCAAGAAGGAAUGUCUACUAGCGUAGCACCUGCGAAGCGUGUGUCAGCUGACGUUUUGCGAGUCAACUAUACGCCAGAGCAGCUUGCACGAAAGUACAUUGCGGAGCGAACGCGAAACGCUUCACUGCUUUCUCGUCUACAGACUGUAUGCGGUAACAUUCAAGUGUUUUGUCGUGUACGGCCGAUUAUCAAUGAAGAGCUGGAGAAGGCAUGGGGCUCCAAGUUGGCAGUUAACGUGGUAAACCAGUCCGAUUUGGCUGCUAUGGAUGUCCGGUAUGAUCGUUUGUUGCCGAGUGACUCUGACGGAAAGGUGGUCAGUUGUGUCGACAUGGAUGCGCUGGCAAACAACAGUUCAUGGAAAGUGUUUACGUUUGAUCGAAUCAUGGGCCCUGAAGAGACGCAAAAUGACGUUUUCCGUGAAGUGGAGCCAAUUGCGCAGUCAGUUGUGGACGGGUUCAAGGCGUGUAUCUUUGCUUAUGGGCAAACUGGUUCGGGAAAAACAUAUACAAUGGAGGGUACUCCCAGUGAUCCCGGUCUGAACUAUAAGAUUAUAAGUCACCUGUUCCAGUCGAUUCAGCUGCGAGGAGCCAUACACGCGUGUGAACCUGACAAUAAGGGGCCCCAAGACGAUGAAAUGAACGGAUUGCAAACUGCGACUGAGGCAUCAGUGUACCACGUGCAAGUGGGUGUGCUUGAAAUUUACAACGACUCAGUGCGCGACUUAUUCAAUUCAACUAACAAGGCACUGGACAUUCGUCACGAUUCUGCGACCGGUGAUAUUUGCGUUCCUGAUCUGACAAUGACGACCGUGUCGUCUCCUCAGCAAACGAUUGACGUGUUGCGGACUGCGCAAUCAAACCGUGUUACCGGUAAAACUAACUCGAACAUGCACAGUAGUCGAUCGCAUAGCAUUGUGAUCGUGCAAAUCUCGAAACGCCGUCCAGAAAGAAAUGAAGCUGAUCAAGACCCAGCCGACUUUGAUGCCGACGAAGAAGGGUGUGGUAAGCUAUACCUUGUGGACCUAGCUGGUUCCGAGCGAGUCAAGAAGAGCAAUGUGAGCGGAGACAUGCUCCGGGAGGCCGCUCAUAUUAACAAGUCCCUGUCAGCCUUAGCUGAUGUCAUGGAGGCUCUGGACAAGAAGAUGUCUCACGUUCCGUACCGCAACUCGAAACUCACGUACUUGCUCCAGGACGUUCUCAACUCAUCGUGUAAGACAGUGAUGAUUGUGAAUGUGGGGCCGACAAUUGAAAAUGCUAGCGAGACAUUCCGGUCGUUGCAGUUGGCGGAACGCGUGCGCAAUAUUGUGGUGGGUAGAAACCAAAUUGUGAAAAACAAGAAAGACAUAUUAUCGGCCAAGAAAGCGUUUGCUGAGCUUCAGUCGUUGAAGCAGCAGAUGCAAAUAUCCAAGCGAAAGUACAUGCAGUCACAACAAUCUGUGGUCUCUCUGAAACGGGACCAGAAGAACCAGUCGGAAAAACAGUCGGCAACGCUGCAGAGCCGGCUUAGAGCAUGGGAGACGCAAAAUGAAAGCCUGAAGUCUCAAAAUGAAUCGCUUAAACGACUCGUCGAUGAUCUAAAUGAUCAGCUGAAGGCUGAGCGGGAGACUAAACAGAAGGAAGCGGAACAAUGCGAAGCUGCUCAACGCUUGCUUCGACAGCAGAGUGCGAAGGCCCGUGUGUCUUUGUCGCAGCAAGAGACACAGCAGAAGUUGGUUCAAGAGCGCGAAGAAGAGAUUAAAAAGCUGCGGCAGUUGUUGACGGAAGCUAGGCGCCGAAGCACUUCCUCUCUGAUUCCGCGGCUGCCGCUAUCAUCGCCACCAAUGAAGAAGUCAAAGAGCACUCGCCCUACAAGCUUACCUUGCAAUGAGGAGGGGGAUGAUAUGACCAGCGCUACAAAAGCGCACGCUGUUUCGCGCGGGGGAGGAUCGCGUUUGCAGUCUAGCAUCUCGUCAAGCAAUGGCACCCGCAGACAUCAGAGCCCGCAGAGGAGUAAGGGCUCAGCAUCAGCGCGGACAACGUCUACGUCUAAGCAGGGUACUUGGAAGUGA
Molecule: messenger RNA, 3531 nt
Organism: Peronospora matthiolae
Lineage: Eukaryota; Oomycota; Peronosporomycetes; Peronosporales; Peronosporaceae
Source: the annotation of a GenBank genome assembly